GGCCCGCGAGUUUCACACGCAGCGGUACGAUGACAACAACGCACCGCUCAUGUAUGUCCGCAUCCAAGUUGGGCAAGCGUCUUGCAACGCUUUGCUGGAUAGCGGCGCGUCUCGCAAUUUCAUAAGCCAAGCCUUUAUGCAAAGGGCUGGCCUUGGCGCACAAGUUCGGAGGAAGGCAAACCCGACGGCGAUCAAGUUGGCGGAUGGAAAGACACAGCAUCUUCUCGACCGUUACAUCGGGGUCGUACCGGUGUAUUUCUCACCUCAUGCAUGCGAACCGGUGAUGUUCGACAUUUUGGACACGGACUUCGACAUUAUUCUGGGAAUGCCUUGGCUUGCAAGUGCGGAUCACACGGUCAACUUCCACCGACGGACUCUUAGCGUUCGCGACGCCUUCGGCGCCGAAGUGGCAUGUACUAUUCCCCUUCCGCACCCUUCGAUUCGGUGUCAAGCGGUGACGGCCAAAUCAUCCUGGGCGACUUGCGCUUACGAGCAGCCCAAGGAAAUCGACCUAUGUUUCCUACGGACCGUCGCGGUAGCCGACUCUUCACCCACGGACUUGUCUUCGGACCCCCGCGUGGUGUGGUCGCUGGACUUCGAGUCACCUACCGGUGUGGUGCCGGAUCGGCCGAUCUCUCACGAGAUCAUUCUCGAGGCCGGUGCUGUGCCGCCGAAAGGUUGCAUCUAUCGGAUGAGCGAGGAGAAGCUUGAGGUCCUCCGCGCACAACUCGACGAUUUGUUGGCCAAGGGCUGGAUCCGCCCUAGUAGCUCCCCAUAUGGAGCACCAGUUCUCUUCGUCCGGAAGAAGAACAAGGAUCUACGUUUAUGCAUCGACUACCGCAAGCUCAACGCGCAAACCGUCAAGAAUGCGGGGCCUCUUCCUCGCAUGGAUGAUCUUCUAGAGCGAUUGGGCGGCACAAAGUAUUUCUCUAAGUUGGAUUUGAAGUCGGGAUAUCAUCAAAUCUCGAUCCGACCGGAUGAUCGCUACAAAUCCGCGUUCAAAACGCGGUACGGGCAUUUUGAGUGGGUGGCCAUGCCUUUUGGCCUCACCAAUGCCCCGUCGACCUUUCAAGCGGCAAUGACCAACGAGUUUCGUGCAAUGUUGGACCGGUUCGUGCUGGUCUACUUAGACGAUAUUCUCGUCUAUAGCCGGACAUUGGAGGAUCAUCUGGGGCAUCUUCGACGAGUGUUGGAGACGCUCCGCCGCUCCAAGUACAAGGCCAACCGCGACAAGUGCGAAUUUGUCCGGCAAGAGCUGGAAUACUUGGGCCAUUUUGUCACACCGGAGGGCAUCAGUUCGCUAUCGGACAAGAUUCAGGCCAUCCAAGAGUGUCCGGAGCCACGAAACGUCAUGGAUGUCCGCUCGUUCCUUGGCCUUGCCGGCUACUACCAGCGUUUCAUCAAGGGCUUUUCGAAGAUCGCGGCCCGCUUGACCAAGCUUCAAUGCGAGGAUCGGCCGUUCGACUUCGGAGAGGAUGCGCGGGAAUCAUUUUUGGAUUUCAAAGCCGCACUAUUAUCUGCGGAGAUCUUGCACAUAUACGACCCGCUUUUGCCUACGUGCGUCACUACGGAUGCGUCCGGCUAUGGCAUUGGUGUCGUCCUCGAGCAACACGAUGGCGUGGACUAGCACCCGGUCGAGUAUUUCAGCAAGAAAG
Molecule: messenger RNA, 1655 nt
Organism: Chara braunii
Lineage: Eukaryota; Viridiplantae; Streptophyta; Charophyceae; Charales; Characeae
Source: the annotation of a GenBank genome assembly